AUUCCUUUUUAACUUCCGGUAAUAACAAAAGCACGUUGUGAAAUAACUCUUCAUAUUUUUGUUUAAAUGUCAGCAGAAGCCGGAACAUCAGUGCCAAAAGAGGCUGAAUUUACCUCAGUAAGACCCAAAAGAAAACGUAAAAUGGCCACAGAGACUCAAGAAAAGCCAGAGGGUAGCACACAAAUGGACACAACAGACCAACCUUCAGCAGAAAAGAGACCUAACUUUCCCCCUAUCAGUGGAGAUCAGCUAAAGGGAGGGAAGACAGAGUUCAGAAAAAUCCCAGUACCUCCAAACAGAUAUGGACCUCUGAAGGAGAACUGGAUGAAAAUAUUUACCCCAAUUGUUGAACAUUUACACCUCCAAGUCCGGUUCAACCUUAAAACCAGAAAUGUAGAAAUAAAGACAUGUAAAGAAACAAAAGACAUUGGAGCUCUACAAAAAGCGGCAGAUUUUGUGAGAGCAUUUACCCUGGGAUUUGAAGUGGAUGAUGGCUUGGCCUUGGUUCGUCUCGAUGAUUUGUACUUGGAGUCUUUCAAAGUCACUGAUGUAAAACCUUUAAAGGGAGACCAUUUGUCAAGAGCUAUUGGAAGAGUUGCUGGCCACAAUGGAAAGACAAAAUUUACAAUUGAAAAUGUGACCAGGACCAGAAUUGUACUAGCUGACAGUUCUAUACACAUACUGGGGUCAUACCAGAACAUACGGGUGGCACGCACGGCACUAUGUAAUUUAAUAUUAGGGAGUCCACCUUCCAAAGUGUAUGGAACUAUGCGAAGAAUUGCUACACGCACAGCAGAAAGUUUUUGACAUUUCUUUUAAAUUUAAUCAUUCACGUAACUAUCAUUAAAAAUUAUGUGUU
This is a messenger RNA of Mya arenaria, 859 nucleotides long. Its product is annotated as RNA-binding protein PNO1-like. The record is from RefSeq and is a predicted model, not a curated record. Bases 67 to 807 code for a protein of 246 amino acids. Gene Ontology annotation, molecular function: RNA binding. Gene Ontology annotation, cellular component: nucleolus. Lineage: Eukaryota; Metazoa; Mollusca; Bivalvia; Myida; Myidae. The transcript is spliced from 7 exons.